AUGGAAAUUGCAGUUGAAAAACAAUCAGUUAAGAUCCACCCAUUCGAAGGUGUUAAAGAUUUUGAAAUCAGAACUGCCUCAAAAUUAGUUAAAGAUGCUUACCCAUCAACUGCUAAUGUUCAUUUCGUCCAAAUCGACAAGAUCGAUCCUCCAAAGAAAGAUAUGCUUAGAUAUUUAGAAGCUGAAAAACAUGGUGCUCCAUUACCAAAUAUUCCAAGAGUUUUAUAUUGUUAUUACUACACUAAUACUCACGAAUUCAAUAAAGCUUUAGUUAAUGUUUCAAUUGGUCAUAUCAUCACCAAAGUUAAACAACCUCAAGGUGUUGUUGGUCCUUUCUUACCUGAAGAUAUGUUAGAAAUGGAAAUCUUAUGUAAUGAACAUCCAGUCGUCAAAGCUGAAAUUGAAAAAUUAAAAUUGCCAAAAGGUUACACUGUCAGAAAUGAUCCAUGGAUUUAUGCUACUGAUGAUCCAAAUGAAAAGAGAUUAUUAGUUCAAAAUUUCAUGUACGUUUUAGCUGGUAAUGGUCACACUGAAUCAAAUCAUUAUUCUUUACCAUUGAAAUUUUCUCCAGUUUUUGAUGCUUUAACCAAAACUUUCAUUAGAAUGGAUUACUUACCAGGUGGUUUUGAUGCUACCACUACCCCAACUACUCCAUGGCAAGAAGUUCCAUGUGUUGAAUAUCACCCAGACUUAAAUGGUGAAGUUCUUUCCAGAGAUGUUAAACCAUUAUUAGUUAAUCAACCAGAAGGUCCUUCAUUCACUUGUGACAGAGGUAAAGUUAAAUGGCAAGGAUGGGAAUUCCAAGUUGCCCCAAAUGCCAGAGAAGGUUUUGCUGUUUACAAUGCUUCAUUUAAAGGUAGACAAGUAUUUUAUAGAGUUUCUUUGAGUGAAAUGACUGUUCCAUACGGUGAUCCAAGAGCUCCAUAUCACAGAAAACAAGCUUUCGAUUUAGGUGAUUGUGGUUUUGGUGUUAAUGGUAACAAAUUACAUUUAGGAUGUGAUUGUUUAGGUGUCAUUCAAUACUUAGACGGUUACGGUAUCCACGCUAAUGGUGAACCAUACGUUAUUCCAAACACCGUCUGUAUGCAUGAACAAGAUAACGGUAUUUUAUAUAAACAUGUUAAUUAUAGAACUGAUAACGCCGUUGUUGCCAGAAAGAGAGAAUUUGUUGUUCAAACCAUUGCUACUGUUGCCAAUUAUGAAUAUAUCAUUAACUUCAAAUUUGUUACUGAUGGUUCAAUUGAUAUUGAAGUUAGAGCUACUGGUAUUUUAUCUACCAUGCCAAUUGACGAAAAUGUUACUGUUCCAUGGGGUACUAUUGUUGGACCAAAUGUUAUGGCUGCUUAUCAUCAACAUAUUUUAUCAUUCAGAAUUGAUCCAUCAGUUGAUGGUCACAAGAAUUCUGUUAUUUAUGAAGAUACUCACAAAUUACCAAAAGAUGAAUUAAAUCCUUUCGGUAUUGGUUUCGUUACCCAAAAAACUUUUGUUGAAAAAGCUGGUUUUGUUGAACAAAGCCCUUUCACUAACAGAAGUUAUAAAAUUAUUAACGAAAACGUCAUUAACCCAAUUUCUAAAACCCCAGUUGGUUAUAAAAUUGGUAUCCCAGCUAAACAAAUGUUAUUAGCUGAUCCAGAUUCUUAUAACAGUAAGAGAGCUGCUUUUGCUACUCAACAAUUAUGGGUCACCAAAUACAGUGAUGAACAAAUGUAUGCUGCUGGUGAAUUUACUAAUCAAUCUCAAUAUGAUACUGGUUUAGGUGUUUGGGCUAAUGGUGAAGAUAAUGUCAGAAACGAAGAUGUCUUAGUUUGGGCUACUAUGGGUUUCACUCAUAUUCCAAGAGUUGAAGAUUUCCCUGUCAUGCCAGUUGAAACUCAUACUAUCCACAUAACUCCAAACAAUUUCUUUGAUAAGAAUCCUGCUUUAGAUUUACCUCAAGCUAACAACACUUUCAAUAAAUCCGUUUUAGCUAACUCGACUAGUGGUGAAAAAGCAUGCUGUAAAACCAAUUUAUAG
Messenger RNA from Yamadazyma jaroonii, 2013 nucleotides. NCBI's taxonomy places the organism in Eukaryota, Fungi, Ascomycota, Pichiomycetes, Serinales, Debaryomycetaceae. The record is from the annotation of a GenBank genome assembly.